AUGGGCCUCCACCUGAACCUCACCUUCACCUUCACCAUCUCCAUUCUUCCUUCUUCUUCACACACAAUCACACACUCCAAUUUCACUUCCACCACCACUUCUGUCAUAGUUAAACUCCCAUACUUCCAAAAUCUUGAAAAUCAUACAUAUAUACAUAGUUGUUAUAACUUUUGAUAAUUAUUAAUUCUGAAGCAUAUAUACAUAUAUAUGGAUGAAAUGUAUGGGCUUAAUUCAGUGAGUGAUGACUAUUCAGAAAAGGGUUUGAUGUCUCCGGAGAAUCUGAUGAUUCCGGCGGAUCAGUACUAUCAGUAUCACCAUUACCAUUCCAUGUUUCCGUCGGGCGAUCAUCGGCAGCUGAUUCCGGUGUUUGGAUCGGAGGAAUUGGGGUCUCGGUGUUCUGGGAUAUCUCUUGAUCAUCAAUCAGGAACUUCGGUUAACGUUCAAAAUCAGCAGAGAGAGGGAGAAGGAGAUGAUCAGGAGGGUUCUAGUGUGAUGAUCAAGGCUAAAAUUGCUUCCCAUCCUUCCUACCCCAAGUUGCUUGAUGCCUAUAUUGAUUGCCAGAAGGUUGGAGCACCUCCGGAGAUGGUCUAUUUGUUGGAUGAAAUCAGGCGAGAAAAAGACUUGUCCAGACAAGACUCAGUUUCCAUGUGCUUAGGAGUCGAUCCCGAACUCGACCACUUCAUGGAAACCUACUGUGCCAUAUUGGUGAAGUACAAGUUGGAUCUGUCGAGGCCUUUCGAUGAAGCAACCUCCUUCCUCAACAACAUCGAAGCCCAGCUCUUUGAUCUUCGCAACGAUAAUGGUGCAUGGUCGUCCGACGAAGAGUUGAGCCGGGGAGACAUAGAAAUACAAGACGCAAAAAUGAAGAGCGAAGAUCAACAGCUAAAAGACACACUUUUACGUAGGUAUGGUAGCCACAUUAGUAGCUUAAAACUCGAGUUCUCCAAGAAGAAGAAGAAAGGUAAGCUACCAAAGGAGGCGACGCAAACUUUGCUCGAAUGGUGGAACUCCCACUGUAAAUGGCCCUAUCCCACGGAAGCAGAUAAAAUUGCACUGGCCAAAUCGACAGGGCUAGAUCAGAAGCAAAUCAAUAACUGGUUUAUAAAUAAAAGGAAACGGCAGUGGAUCAAAUCGCCGGAGAGCAUGCAGUUGGCUGUAACGGACAGUUUCUCCGGCCAUUUCUCGACAGAAGACUGACCAUAUAUAUAUAUAUAAAUUAAUGGACAUGCUUGUGCAGCUUCGGUGAAAUGCUGAUGUGCUUGCAGCUCUUGUAUAUUCUCGGACAGUGAUAUAUAUAUAUAAAUCGAUAAGGACGACGUUGUACUAUUCAGUAAACGUUGAUUUGGGUAAUUAUUGCAAGAAGUUAUCAAUUAAUAAGAAGAAGAAUUUAUCCCAGUUGUGCCUG
Messenger RNA from Sesamum indicum (sesame), 1405 nucleotides. RefSeq names its product homeobox protein knotted-1-like 6. Gene Ontology annotation, cellular component: nucleus. Lineage: Eukaryota; Viridiplantae; Streptophyta; Magnoliopsida; Lamiales; Pedaliaceae. The record is from RefSeq and is a predicted model, not a curated record. Gene Ontology annotation, biological process: regulation of DNA-templated transcription. Gene Ontology annotation, molecular function: DNA binding.